AUUUAUCUUACUAAAAAAUUUGUAUGUAGCCCUCCACUGAAAAAGUUGGGUACCCCUACUUGCCCUUACUCCGUAUAAAUCGAUCUAAGCAGGAACGUCACGCAUGAGGUUGGUUAAUCUUGGUUGAUCUUGGUUAAUCUCACGCUGUCUCACGCAUGUAGAAGAAAGUAACGUAAAACCCCUAAUAUGGCCAGCGACAAAAAAUCUGGAAAAUCUUCCAAAGGUGCGAAAUCCAAUGCAGAAAUAUUAUCUGAAUUUCAAGUACUUCGAAAUGAGCAACGAAUAAUGGCUAAUAAAUUAUCAGAAAUGGAGAUGGAAUUAAAUGAACACAAGAUUGUAAUUGACACAUUGAAGAAUGUAGAUCCAAAAAGAAAGUGCUAUAGAAUGACAGGAGGUGUACUAUGCGAACUCACUGUAGAAGAUGUGAUGCCUGCAUUAGUGACAAACAAAGAACAGCUGAUCAAAGUUAUAGAUGCCAUGAAUGAUCAAUUAACAAAGAAAGGAGUUGAAAUAAACGAAUUUAAAGAGAAGCAUAAUAUUAGAAUUAGGGGACAGGAUGUACAACAGGAGGGUGAAGAUCCUAAAGAAACAAAAAGAAGCGCGGUUGUUGUUAAUUCAUUGUUAAGCAACUAUGCAUAAAAUCAGUUUCUUGUUUCUAAUGCAUUUCACAUUUAUAUUUAAAUCACUUUUCAGCACUUAUU
Dufourea novaeangliae is the source of this 701-nucleotide messenger RNA. RefSeq names its product probable prefoldin subunit 2 (gene Pfdn2). Gene Ontology annotation, biological process: protein folding. The coding region runs from base 187 to 639 and encodes 150 amino acids. The record is from RefSeq and is a predicted model, not a curated record. NCBI's taxonomy places the organism in Eukaryota, Metazoa, Arthropoda, Insecta, Hymenoptera, Halictidae. The transcript is spliced from 3 exons. Gene Ontology annotation, molecular function: protein folding chaperone. Gene Ontology annotation, cellular component: prefoldin complex; cytoplasm.